GUGAAACUUUUUCGCUUUGCUUCCUGAAAGCUGGAAAGUGUCGUCAGCAGGACUUUGUGCUGGAUGGGGGUUGCCGGAUGUGCACGAACCACAGACGGUAGAUGUUGGAGGUUCCGUCUUCCUCUUCCUCCUCAGUUGUCCUGGGGUGUUGGGACUAGUGAAGAUGAUUAGUUGCAAGUUAUUACCAAACUGUACUUUCAAAUUAAACGAUUUUGAAGAUUUGGAUUUUUAAAAAUAAAUGUCUUGGCUGGGGACGUUCAUACAUAAGGUGUGGUUCCAUGGAAUGAAGAUAAGCAGGUGACGAUACCCUCCUGGGAGGAAGGGGGACAGCAUGACGCUGGGCUCUGCGAUGCAGUUUGAACCGUCCUAGAACCACAACAAAAGAAUGGCAGAGAAGAGAAAGUGUGCGCCGAGCCUGGAAGCCGCUUUCAGGUUCCUCUCCGCCACGUCCCCUGAGAAAUUACUCAGUCUCACAUUCAAGCUGGGCCGUGGCGAGGCAGAGCGGCUCGUGCGCGCCUUGGUUCUGCUGAGCCUCAGCAAGCAGGCAGAAGCCUUGGCAGAGCUCAGGGAGCUGACAAACAACGACCUGGCCAGCUAUCUCGCUGAAAGUGGGAACAGUCACAGCCCCCCCAAAGCUCAGGGGUCCCCGCUCUCUGCCGAUAUUCUUAUUGACCUCGCUCGAGUCUUUAAAAUUCUGGCUGAUGAAGGUUUGUGCAAAGACUCCUUCCGUGAUGAAGCCUACUUAGCUGCCAUCAGGGCGUGUGAGAGCGCUCAGGGAACAUGUAAGGUGGAUGUAGGGAAGCUUAGAAUGGAGGCCAAGGAAAAGUGUGGUCCACACUUGGACUGCGGAGGCCUGCCAGAUAGCGGAACAACUUUGAAGUCCUUUCUUGGUCUCUGUUCAUAUCUUCCCUGGAAACCAGAGCAUAGAAGCCCAGCCAUACAGAUCAUGAGGACUGAAAACCCAUCUGCAGCCAACAGCGGCAAUUCUCCAUCCUCACUGAGGAGCUCCAGCGGGAGUCAGGUGUCCUUUCCCAGCCACCUGGAGGUCAGCGCGUCCCCCACCAACACGUUUCUUUCUAAAAGAGAACAAGAUCAGAAAACGGUCUCCUCCGAGAGGAACCAAGAGGAUUUCAUGGAGUCCAUAGGCAGACUUUCAAUCAGCAGCACGUCAGUUCAGCAACAGGUCACAGUUUCAGCUGUUCCUUUACCUGGGGAGGAGGCCCUGGGUCUUUCUGUUCUGACUCACCUGGAAGAACAGAAGGAAGGAGCAGAAGAAGAAGGAAACCUGUCUGUGGACAAAAAAUUUGUUCAUGUUCAACCUGAAAGCAGCCACAAUCCACAAGACACUACACAGUCCCUCCUGGACAAAGGAAGUCAUGCCAGACCUUUGGAAAGCACUGUCUCCAUGGGAGGUCAUCAGACUAUAACUUCCAAAGAACCCAGUGCUGACUUUCCAGUCCAGCCUGGAAAGAAGCUGUUGGAGGUCAAACAGACAGCAGCUGCAGAGUCUUCUGAUACAGAUGUCCAGAGUGAGACUAAAGAUUCCAAAAACAACUCUCCUAGAAGUUCGCCCUCCAUCUUGGGAUUUAAAGAAGAGGAUAGCGGUGAAAAGUUUUAUUCUUUUGUAAUUUUGCAUGCAGCAGAGGACAGUGACAUUGCUAGUGAACUGCAGUUGAAAUUAGAGAGCCUGGGAGCUGGGGAAGGUGCUACUUUCAGCGAAGACUUUGAGGUUCCUGGGAGACACACCUUGACUUGCAUACAGGAUGCCAUUGACAAUUCUGCCUUCACCAUUCUCCUUUUGACAAAGAACUUCAACACUCGCUUGCUGGAGCACAAAACCAACUCUGUUCUCAUGAACUCCAUUGAGAAGCAACACAAAUACAACACUGUCAUUCCUUUCCUGCCCAGGGAGAACUUUCUAACCCGGAAAGAAAUGCCACUGUGCCUUAAGAUUUAUAACCACCUGGAUGAGGGGAGAACUAGGAAUUUUGAGAAAAUAGCUAGAAAGACCUUUGCACCUGAGAAAGUUGAAAGACAGAGACAACUCUGGAAGAUGGAGCAAAGCAUAAAAGCAGCUGAGGAAAGGAAAGAGCAAUUAAAAGGAGUCAAUGCCAGACAUGAGCGUUUGGUCAAGGCAGCCAGUGGAACUGCUGAGCUGGAACAGGAGCGCUUACAUCUACAGCAAGAAUUACUCAGACAGAUGUAUGCAGGAUGGAUGGCAGGCAUGCCUCAGCCACAGUUCUCAAACCCAAAUGUACAGCCUGACCAUCACCAAAUGUUCUGUGGACCCCAUUUUGUCCCUCCAUGUACUCAAACCUGUGGUGUGGGGCCCCCCAAUUCUGCCUUACCGUUCAGCCCAGCUGGGCUCUACAACUUUCUCCCCCCGCCUGUGCAGCAGGUGCCGCAGGGAUAUCAUUCUGAUGGGUUUGCGAACAUGGUUGGUGCUCCUGCCUGCCAGCCCUCAAAUAUCAUCCAGAUCCACAAUGCCAGCCACAUUAUGAUCGGCAAUGAUUCCUCCAUGAGUGUUGGGGUGGCCGUUGAGCGAACUGGGGAGGGAGAUGGUGAAGAUCAUGCUCCUUCUGCGGAGGGAAAAGGGCCUGAUCCUGUCAUUAAUAAUUUUUUAUGAAAACAGUCUGACCUUCAGAUCAGAGCAUCAGGAGCACAUUUUCCUACAUAAGCACAUGCAAGGCGGUGAAAUUCAGUGGUAUUGCACUUUUUUCCACAAUUUGUAACUUGUCGUAGGCAAAUGCAUAUGACGCAAAGAAGGAGAUUCCUAUGAAAACAAGAAUAUGGCAACUUUCUUCUGAUUUAAAAAAAUGAUAUUUCAGAGUUUUGUUUGUAGCAGAAAGAAUACUGAUCACGGGUAUAAAUACAAAUUAUCUUUUACAGGUGUCUAAGAAAAGGUACUUCUUCCUGGAAAAAACGUUUUAGAGAAUAAAUGUGAAAAUAUG
This is a messenger RNA of Lepisosteus oculatus (spotted gar), 2951 nucleotides long. RefSeq names its product TIR domain containing adaptor molecule 1 (gene ticam1). NCBI's taxonomy places the organism in Eukaryota, Metazoa, Chordata, Actinopteri, Semionotiformes, Lepisosteidae. The record is from RefSeq and is a predicted model, not a curated record. Gene Ontology annotation, molecular function: protein kinase binding. Gene Ontology annotation, biological process: positive regulation of canonical NF-kappaB signal transduction; positive regulation of myeloid dendritic cell cytokine production; positive regulation of natural killer cell activation.